AUGCCUUCCAACGUGACGAAUUUUAACAUCAGGGAUGUCUGGAAAAAUAACAUGGAGGAAGAGUUCGCUAAAAUUCGUGAUAUAAUAGAAAACUAUCCUUAUGUGGCUAUGGUGAGUUCAAUAUACGGUAUUUUCAUGGUAAGAUUUGUGCACAGUCUCAUAAAUUUUAGCUUAAGGUUCUCAUACAUUUGUCGUCUUUAUUCAUUUUAAGUGAUAUGUGUGAAAAUGGGAUUGCCCCAGACGCAAUAAAUGUAUGGGUUGUGCAGAAAUCUUACAAGUUUUAAAGUUAUUAAAAUUUUUUUUGUUCAUUGAAGAAAACAUGUACUAUAAAUGUGUCGUUACAGAAACAGCAAUGUUGCUGGAAAAUCUCUAGUAUGAUUUAUGCAAAGCUUUGGGUUAGACUGUAGGAUACUGUGCCCCCCUCUCAUUUGUGUCAAAAUCACUGAGAGAAAAUAAAGGAAUCUUCUCUUUUGACAAGUGUUGAACCUGUGAGGAGUGUCUAUGAGCUGUCCCGAGAUAUGUUAGUACCUAUGGCCAGGUAUCAUAACAUUGCUCCCAGCUUUCAUGACUUACACAAGUAUUAAUUUUUAUUUAGUGUUCUGUCACUCAACAAUCAGAUGACUAAUCACAUUUGUCAAAAACUUCCUAUUCUUUUUCUCAGGACACAGAAUUUCCUGGUGUAGUAGCUCGACCAAUAGGAGAGUUCCGCAGCACAUCAGAAUACCAGUAUCAAUUGCUUAGGUGUAAUGUAGACUUACUAAAGAUCAUACAACUUGGUUUAUCCUUUUAUAAUGAGAAAGGCCAGCAGGCGCCUGUUGGAGCUACAUGUCAGUUCAACUUCAAGUUUAAUUUAACGUAAGUUUGUUUAAAUUAAUAUACUGUUGUGCUGCAUAUACAGAGGGUUGUAUAGGUGUAUGUCUGCGAUAUGUGGUUAGCUAAAUGCAAUAAUUUUUUUUUUUGUGUUCUGUGACCAAAAGGUUGAGGAUGCCCCGAGAAAAGCUUGAAUUAAUUAUUAAUAUUUGAGAUUUUGUUUCUUAUAUUUGUUGGGAUGUUCAGUUUCAAGACCUCUGGAAGAUAAAUAAUGACUAUGAAAACAUCUAAUGAGAUUGAUGAAGGUCUGUAAAUUGCUAGGUGCAGUCUUUCUUUUCCUUUUCACCACUUUUUUCUUCACAUAAGAACAAGAUAAAGAACGAUACUUAACAUACUGAUUAUCAUGACCUGAAAGCUGAAAUAAAAUUUUGAUAUCAGUGAUUAGUGCUUAGUUAGUUUUUUGGUCUGUGAACUGUGCCAGCGACCCCUCCUGUAUGACACACUAUACAGCUACAGUAGUUACCAUGGUAAAUGCCAUUUACUGUGGUGCGCCUCUGUGUGGGUAGUGGCCCAGUGGUAAGUGCUUUCCAGUUGGUAAGAAGAGGACGCAAUUCAUGCCCUGCCAAAGUCAUUGUGUUUCAAGAGUUUUUACUCUCACAGUGCCUCACUCCAUGCAGCUGUACCGGUGACUGUGAGGGACUACCAUUUGGUCAAGGGAGAAAAGAAAAUUGCUAAAGGAAAUGGGUAAAAACUCAUGCCUGAUGAGCCACUUGGCUUAUUUGCAGAUGGUCAGCUUGUUGAAAUUGCUAUCCAGAGGUCUGCUGUGACUUCUUGCUGGAUUUGUUUCUUGUUAGUUCAUAGUUAAUCUCUUGGGUCCUGUGUAUAACCAACAGGUUUUGGCUCCUGGAAGUUGGGGUUUAUGUUUGAUGUGGAUUGUUGAAUUGUGAUUUGAAGUGGAAAAAGGUGAUAGAAAUCUUCCAUUAGAUAAACAAAGUAUUUAUAACUUUUUUUUUCAUACUUUACAGGGAAGAUAUGUAUGCCCAAGAUUCAAUAGAUUUACUCAAUCGAGCAGGGAUUCAGUUUAAAAGACAUGAAGAAGAAGGAAUUGAUGUUGGUGACUUUGCAGAGCUGCUUAUAACAUCAGGACUUGUACUUAAUGAAGAUGUAAAAUGGUUAUCAUUUCACAGGUGUUUGUGAUACUGUUUGACAGUUCCUUUCCAUCAAGCAUCUUCUCCAUUCUUGUCCUGUACUGUUCUUCAUGCAUGUUUUAUGUUUCUAAUAACUAAGGAGAAUUGGUUGAAGGUUGAUAAAUUUUCUCUUACCAGCCUGGAGCAGUCAUGCAGGCCUACCAGGCCCCUUUUUAACAAACGUUUUCUUUAUCUCAGCCAACAUUGCUUGCAUGUUCGACAGCUGAUAUUAUUUACUACCCGAUGGUUUACUCUGCUAGCCUUAGGCUAUUUGACAAAAACUUUUUUGUGUCCUGACCACACCUUGGUUGCCAUAUAUUGCUUAGUUGUUGCUACUGAAGCGCAGCAGCCUAUUAAUAUUCUCCUACAAGACUUACAUGUAGUUAUUCAGACACUUUUUCUAAUGUCAGUUAAUUCUUUUCUUUUGUUUUCUAGUGGUUAUGAUUUUGCUUACCUUUUGAAAGUCCUGACUGCACAAAACCUGCCGAGUGAGGAAUCAGAAUUCUUUGAUCUCCUUAAGCUAUAUUUUCCAAAUAUUUAUGACGUAAAGUACUUAAUGAAAAGUUGCAAAAGCCUUAAAGGUGGUCUACAGGAGGUGGCUGAACUACUGGAGGUAAGAAUCCAAAUAAAUAAAUCUUUUAGUGAAUCUAGGCAGCUGCAAAUUCUCUUGAUUAUUGUUUGAUUAAUUUUGGAGUUAAUCAUGAAACAAACAAAAAACAAAAGCAAUUGAAGUAAAGUAAAUGUUGAGUAACUGUUAACAAACUUUCUCUUUUAAAUUUAUUUGAAGCUUGAAAGAGUAGGACCCCAGCAUCAAGCCGGAAGUGAUAGUCUUUUAACAGGAAAUGCAUUUUUUAGAAUGAGAGAGGUAUGCGUCCAUUUUUCCUGUUUUAUUUAGUAAGUUAUAUGAUAUUGUAAAAAUCCUGUUUUGUUUGAAGAAACAAUCAAGUGCAUUGUGAGGACAAAUUGAAAAAAUGAUUUAAUAAGACAUUAAUAUAUUACUACAGUCCUCAAAUCAAAUCGAUAAAACACAUCACUGAACCAGAUGACGGACAACAAUGUCAAAUCAAUCCUCAAAGCACUUUGUUUAAGGUGUACUUAACUGUAGUAUAUCGUGUUAAGCCAUAAAGAUCCAAAGAUAAUGAUUAUAUUAAAGAUAUCUUAUGAUUUGCAUUUUUUUUAACAAUUGUCAAAUUGUUAAAAAAAUUGUUGUUUUUUGAACAAUGGCUUUUCUAAGAGACCAAACAUUGCUUGUACUCAAAUUCUGAUAGACAGCAGUAGGCCCAGAGCAAGGAUUUCUACACUGGCUUGCAGAAGGACCUUACAAGAGGGACUCAUCUUGUGAAAAAUCAUGAGUCCCUGUCCAGAACCAAUGAGUCCCCGUGAAAAAAAAGGAAAAAAGAAAAAGAAAAAAAAAAAAACCCAAGGAGUCCUAAAUUGUAAAUGCUUAGGCCUUUAUGUAACCAGACAGUAAUCUGGAGACAGACUCCAAAACUCUUUAUUACAGUUUACUGAAUUUAAAAUAUAGUCCUUCUUUUUACUUAAAACACAAAAAAGACUAAAAUAAAUAAUUAUGCGUCUUUAAACAACAGCCACCGAAAUCACACAAACAGGAUAUUUUACCAAAAAAUCUUCAAAUUGAUUGAUCGUUCUCUGCAUCCUACGGGACGCAUGCCAUGAAUUAUUUUGCAUCUUUGGGGAUUUUUAUGCAGCAGGGACGCAGGACCCAGAGGUAACAAAAUCACUGGGUUCAGGCUAAGUUGGCAAUUUUUUAAUAAUAUCAUUGUUGUUUCCAUUCCGUAGAUGUUUUUUGAAGACAAUAUAGAUGAUGCAAAAUACUGUGGACACCUUUAUGGGCUAGGGACUUCAUAUGUAAAUGGCGGACAGGCCUACAGUGGACCUACAUCUAACAGCAACAACAAUUCUUCCUGA
This is a messenger RNA of Porites evermanni, 3926 nucleotides long. The record is from the annotation of a GenBank genome assembly. Lineage: Eukaryota; Metazoa; Cnidaria; Anthozoa; Scleractinia; Poritidae.